CCGAGUUUGAGAAGCCUCGGAGCUUCCAACGCGCGCGGCCUCUUGCGCGAAGCCCAAAAAGGGGGCCUCUUUGGUUUCAGCACCGACCUGAACAACGCUGCCCGAGCUUGACACAGACCACCACUUUAAUUCAACCCAACGACUCAACUCCCCCUCUCGUCGCGACUUCCGCCACAAACCUCUCGUUUCCAAUUAGCCUACCUGCUUGUGUAGUCUAGGACCUCUGUGAGGCGCUUGCUUCACAAUCGCAACAAUGAGCGCGGUCAAGAACCUUCGGGCUAUGUUCGAGCAGAAGGGGGACACCAGCCCCCCGGACAGAGGCAGGUCGCCUGGCAUUCCUCCACACGGCCCCGCCAGCGAGUCGCCCAGACCCCUUUCGAAGAUCCGAACGAGCUUCGUGGCAAUUGAAAAAGAGGGCAGGAUGGGCAUCCAGCGCGAAGGUAGUCAAGACUCAAUCUCGGCACUCCGGAAGAACAGCGGCGACAGCAACGUGACAACACCAACGACCGGGAUGGAGAGAUCAAAUCCCUUUGACGCCUUGGCUAAGUCGCCUGGCAAGUUGGGUCUCCAGACCCAGUCUCUCUUCGGGUCACCACGAGCGAAUUCUGGCGCGCAAGAUGUGGCGCGCCCGGCUGAAGCAACAAAGGUUGUGAAGUCCGAGCCUUUGCCCGCUGCGCUAGCGGAACCGAAGACGGGGCAGAAGACGGAGCCAAAGCAGGAGCCAAAGCCAGAGCCGAAGGUAGAGGCGAAACCGGAGCCAAAGCCAGAGCCAAAGGUCGAGGCGAAACCAGAGCCAAAACCAGAGCCAAAGCCAGAGCCAAAGGUAGAGGCGAAGCUAGAGCUGAAGCCGGAGCUGAAGAUAGAACCAAAGACGGAGACAGAGGCAGAGCCGAAGGCAGAGCCAAAAACACCAGAGGCGAACGCGUCCGAAGGCGAGGCCUCGCUUGCCAGUGCUACGACACCGCAAGUGGGAACUCUGAAUGGAGGAGCAAGCGGGAAAGAGCCGCAAAAGAAGGCAGCGAAGGAAACCACCAAGCCCGCCACGCGCACAACGAAGCCAACGCCAAAGCCUCUUGCCGUCGCGCCAGCAAGCAAGCCGGUCGCGAAGCCAGAGAAGUCACCCAGAGGUCCAAGGACCCCUGCCGCAACAUCUACCCACCACCCCGUUGUCAAGCGAACACCCGAAAAGAAGCUUCAAGCGUCUGAGAAGCCGGUCACACCUCGCGCAACCCCAACUUCGAGGUCUGCUGGUCCUUCAUCGAUCAAGAGACCACCGCCGCUUCAGUCGUCUCCGGCGAGUACCGGCUUCGUCAAGCCGAAGGUUAAGUCGCCGACUCGCCCCAUCAAGCUUCCCCCAGGCUUGACUACGCACACCGCCUCAUCUGGCUCCAAAGUCAAUGCCUCGCGCCAGUCCCUGUCUCGUGCGAGCAGCAUCCCACCCAGCGAAUCCCGCGGACGCCCGGCCAGCCGAACGAGCGCAUCCACCACUGGCAGCGGAUCCAACAAGGCAGUGCCGGUAAGGGGCCUGAGGCGGCAGAGCUCGACCAUCGACCGGUCUCGGCCAAGCCUGGGCCCGCCCCCGAAGCAGCCUGCGAAAGAUCAUCCGCCGAUGAAGAGGGAGAAGGAGGUCGACCAAGGGUUCCUCGCGCGCAUGAUGCGCCCCACGGCAUCAUCGGCGUCGAAGACCACCACCAAGGUGCCCACGAGUCCGCCGCGGAGAACUGCCGCCGCGUCCAAGAAGACAACGCCAGUCAAGUCUGCGAAGAAGGCUGUUUCCAGGCCCACACCGACUGCCUCAUCCUCGACCGUCAACCAGGUCGCAACCGAAGCCGAACACGCCACGGCAGCUGGUGAGGUGAUUGGCGGUGAGCUUGGCCAGACGAGCCCUGCCCAAGAGGUGGCACCUGUAGCGGAGCAGAGUGAAACCGUGGAGCAAGUUGUUGCCGCUGCCGCCGAGGCCGGGGACGAAGCUGCUGUAGCUCAGACUCCCUAGGCAGUUGUCGCUGAUGUUGGCAGACCAGAAGCUACCAUUGCAGAGGACAAGGGAGACGCCGAGACAGCAGUUCCAGAGGCGUAAGUAUUAUACCAAGAAUUCUUUUGAGCCGCCAGUGGCAGGCGUUUUUUUUUUCUCUUUUUUUUGUGCAGCGGUUCUGUAUAUCUUUUAAUCUCUCCUCUUCCUGUCCGCUUCGUUUGGGGGCGCAUAGCGUUUGUUGAGCAAGAGAUACGUAUUUCAUGAUACCUGGUGGGAAAAGAAACGGGGUUUGUAAGCGGGGGUUGGCGAUGGAGCAUGUAAGGUAGAAUAGCUGGCCACCAGGCAGGCGUUAGGGAAUGCAAUCUUUGUUUAGGAUUAAUGACCGGGACG
Chaetomium fimeti is the source of this 2362-nucleotide messenger RNA. RefSeq lists its product as uncharacterized. The transcript is spliced from 2 exons. Lineage: Eukaryota; Fungi; Ascomycota; Sordariomycetes; Sordariales; Chaetomiaceae. The record is from RefSeq and is a predicted model, not a curated record. Bases 254 to 1993 code for a protein of 579 amino acids.